Molecule: messenger RNA, 603 nt
Organism: Didymodactylos carnosus
Lineage: Eukaryota; Metazoa; Rotifera; Eurotatoria; Philodinida; Philodinidae
Source: the annotation of a GenBank genome assembly
UAGGGUCAGAAUUCCGAUUUUUUCCAGUAGAGAUUUUCGGGAGAGAAUUUCGCCAAAAGUCACAGUGUAGGAUUGGAAUCGUAAAAGGUAGUGUUCUCUAUUCAGUUUUUCACGCUGAUUCCGGAUAUCAUCUCGGUGGCCUUCCAAAGAUCUCAGGGACUGAGAUAUUGCAUUUUUUUUGAAAAGUUAUGAUUUUUCAGAAAAAGAGCACCUCAUAAUGUUUUGAAGUUUUUUCCAUGAAGAAGUGGACUAGAGGGGUUUGAAAGAACAUAUUCGUGAUCCCUCUUGUAUUUUGGCUCAAUAAAGAAGAUCAAAAACAGUCGACGGCGAACAACUAAUAUGAACACAUUUCUGUUCAGAACUUAAUACUAUGAUCAAUAGUAUUAGCUUCUACUGCUUAAACUAUUUUUAUUCUAUUGCAGCAAAGAUGAUUUUAACAAAUUUCCACAGACACUAAUUGAAUUUCAAGAAGAACGUACAGCUGAAUGUGGUCAAAAUAUUAUCGAUCCUUAUAGAGGUGGUCCAGUUCAUUAUACGGGAGUUUAUGGACGGAACGAAAUGAUCGUAGGAGAUGUUGACACAAAAGCAAAAAGAAAAGUGUAA